AUGGGUACUCUGAGGGACUUGCAGUUUGCACUGCAGCUGAAGAUCGAGGAGCUCCGUCAGAGAGACAGUCUGAUAGAUGAGCUGGAGUUGGAGCUGGACACCAAGGAUGAUCUCAUCCGACAGCUGCAGACAGAACUGGACCGCCAUCGCAACGCUUCACAACACACAGGGAGCACAGAGAACACAGUGCCUGAUGAGCCGCAGAGGACUAAGAGACAGGCAAUAUCAGCAGAACCCACAGCCCUGGACCCUGCCCAACUCACACACGUCACACUCACCAACUACAGCAAGAGUGAAGAGUCUAGAGAGCUGAUCCAUAGAGCUCUGUUGGAGAAUGAAUUCAUGAAACACCUGGAGCAGGGACAGAUUCAGACCAUAGUUGACUGUAUGCAUCCCACUCGUCUGGCCCGGGGCUGCUGUGUCAUACAGGAGGGAGACGACGGAUCUCUGGUCUAUGUACUGGAGGAGGGAAAGGUGGAGGUGACUAAAGGGGAACAGAAGCUGUGCACCAUCGAUCCCGGGAAGGUCUUUGGAGAACUGGCCAUCCUCUACAACUGUACCAGGACUGCUACUGUUACAGCUCUGACUGACAUUAAGCUGUGGGCGAUAGACAGACAGGGUUUCCAGACCAUCAUGAUGAGGACUGGACUCAUUAAACACUCCCAAUAUAUGGAGUUCCUCCGCAGUGUUCCCUCCUUUCAGUUGUUGCCUGAGGACGUUCUUAGUAAGGUAGCUGAUGUUCUGGAGGAGACUCACUACAGUGAAGGUGAUUACAUCAUCAGGCAGGGCGCCACAGGAGACACCUUCUUCAUCAUCAGCGAAGGACAGGUAAAGGUCACGCAACAGAAAUCAUCCAAUGAGGAGCCAGAGUUUCUGACCACACUCUCUAGGGGGGACUGGUUUGGAGAGCAGGCGCUAAAAGGGUGA
This is a messenger RNA of Salvelinus namaycush (lake trout), 927 nucleotides long. RefSeq names its product cGMP-dependent protein kinase 1-like. The transcript has 9 exons. Gene Ontology annotation, molecular function: cAMP-dependent protein kinase regulator activity; cGMP-dependent protein kinase activity; ATP binding. Lineage: Eukaryota; Metazoa; Chordata; Actinopteri; Salmoniformes; Salmonidae. Gene Ontology annotation, biological process: regulation of protein phosphorylation. The record is from RefSeq and is a predicted model, not a curated record. Gene Ontology annotation, cellular component: cAMP-dependent protein kinase complex. Bases 1 to 927 code for a protein of 308 amino acids.